AUGAUAAAAAAACCAAUACUAACACGUCCUGUUCGUCAAAUUAAUUUGUCGUUACCAGUUCUUCAAACUGAUGCCUAUGAAGUCUACUAUUCAGUACCACGAUCACAUCAUCGACAUUCAUCAACAAAACGUUCAAUCGUACGACCAAAAACCAAUACUGAUAAUAAUAAUAAUAAUAAUAAUAAUAGCAACAACAAUACUGACAGUAAGAAAUCUAAUAAUCCAAUAACAAGAUUAAGAUCUCCUGGUCGUCUGGCGCAUCUAACUGGUCCAGUAGCGGUUAAUCUAUUUGUUGAAAUGCCUACAAUACCGAGAGAUUCUUCGUCUCUAAUGGUUGAUCCUAUAUCGAACGUAUUGAAUAAGUCGUGUCAUUCUGGACUAUCAUUACGUGCUGCAACAACAUCAGCAAUAAAACAAAGUAAAGCUCAAAGUACAAAAAAUGACGAAGCCCGAUCACAAUCAUCAUAUGCCGACAGACUUCUCUACGAAUCUCUUGUAUCCUUUGAAGAUGCUCGUGCAAUUAAAACGAAAAAUAUGACGUUACAAAGUGUUCACUAUCCAACAUUAACAACCGGUAAACUUUUACAUACGCGAGGAAGAUCAAAACGUAUAGUGGGUUCAAAUGCCAUGCAUCUGAGAAUAUCUAAAUCAUUCUCAUUAGAACAUCUCUUACAAGAAUCAACUACAUUAUCUCGUCAACAUCUCAAUGAAAAGAUUGAACAAUUGACAAGACUUCAUUUUCCAACAAUACAACAACUUCGUCGGGGUCAUCCUUCUUCUGGUUUUAAUAGCUAUCGAACAUAUUUACAUCGAGAAGAGAAAAGAGAUUUUAUUCCUGUGUUCUGUCAUUCACGUUUAUCUCCGUAA
Molecule: messenger RNA, 867 nt
Organism: Rotaria socialis
Lineage: Eukaryota; Metazoa; Rotifera; Eurotatoria; Philodinida; Philodinidae
Source: the annotation of a GenBank genome assembly